GCGUCUCUGUUGGAAAAGGAAACGCUGCUCGAAAAACUGGGGGACUCCUGGGACUGGACGGAGGAGAACGUUACGAACCUGAAGCCCAUCCUCUUCCAUCUGCCCAUCGCCAUGCUCGUCAACCUCAACGACACGCACGCCAUUGACAGGAUGUACGCAGAAGUAGAGUUGUGCAUGAACAACACGGGCAACAAGUCAGCCUCGUGCCCGAGUCAGGCCGAGUCUAGGGGCGAGGGGACAACACCGCGCGCCCAGUACAUGCUGUCGCUGCGGGCGUGGCUCAUCGAGAAGACCUACGGCGACCCCAGCAACUGGGACCGCGACACCUUCGCUAAGAUGACCAACCUCAGCAUCCUGCCCGACGCUGUCUUCCUGCGCCUACAGCCUGACGUCCUCUUGACCCGCAAGGAUGGGAUCUUAUCUAUGCUGCGUGGCAAUGCACUGAAGCUGAAGUCGCUGGGGCGCUACGUCGUGGAGAAGGUCUUUGAUGCCGAGAACGUGAGUCGCAGCAACGCCAGACAGCCGCUCGUCUCGCAACAGGAAAUAGAGAGGAUCAAGGCCGUGAUCAAUCCGCUGCGCACUGCAGGCCUCAUGCAGUUUGUAUACGCCACCGACCUGCCCAAUGAGGUGCUAGACGCCGACAACAGACGCAUCCGCAACGAAACAGACACCAUGACCAGCGCAGCACUUCAGGAUGGUGUCAUAGAUGCCGAGGUGUGUCCUUAA
This is a messenger RNA of Hyalella azteca, 726 nucleotides long. RefSeq lists its product as uncharacterized. The record is from RefSeq and is a predicted model, not a curated record. The transcript has 4 exons. The annotation marks the transcript as partial. Lineage: Eukaryota; Metazoa; Arthropoda; Malacostraca; Amphipoda; Hyalellidae.